Daldinia caldariorum is the source of this 2192-nucleotide messenger RNA. RefSeq lists its product as uncharacterized. NCBI's taxonomy places the organism in Eukaryota, Fungi, Ascomycota, Sordariomycetes, Xylariales, Hypoxylaceae. Gene Ontology annotation, cellular component: cytoplasm; SUMO activating enzyme complex. The transcript has 2 exons. Gene Ontology annotation, biological process: protein sumoylation. The record is from RefSeq and is a predicted model, not a curated record. Bases 454 to 1974 code for a protein of 506 amino acids. Gene Ontology annotation, molecular function: SUMO activating enzyme activity.
AGUUGCUAAGGAGAGGCAAGGCUGGCUCAUGGCAUCUUACCUUAAACUCUUAUUAAAGUAAAUAUAUGAAUAGUAUGCGAUUUAUAUUUAUAUUUGUCCCAUCGUUGACCAACAAAUAAAUUCGGCAUUUAGUAGCAAAAAUAAAGCCCUGAUCAUUAUAGCUAUCGUCAAACCCCUAAACAAUCCUCUUACCUUAGGUAGGUAUUUCCCAAUAUUAACGGAAUAGGAAAAGAGAGGCUUGUUAGUCAGCACGCAUUAGAGGUACUUUCUCAUCUCUCAAUCUUCACACAUAUCCACGCAUAUCUUCAGGCAUGUUAAUCUGAGGCAUUCACAGCUCACCUUAACAACAGCUUAUGCCUUCCACUUUUAUCAAAAUAUAUCUUCCUGCACAUUUCCAUCAUUAAUUUUUCUUUCAUCUGCUUUUACUUUUACAACCUCGUCAACUACUUAAAAAUGGAACCUCAAGACCAAAUUGCUCCCCCAAAUCAGCAAACUAUUCCAACUGAACCUCAAGUCCCUCACCCGAAUCAACCAAUUCAUGAUGGGAUAAUAUCCGGACAAGGUCAACAACAACAACUACCGAUACCGACUUCCGGGAUGCCUUUAUCAUCUGACAACUCGAUGACUGAAAAUGGUCUCCCUAUAUUUCCUAAUCCAGACGAUACCUUUGCUGCGCUCCAGCAAACGGUCUUCAAUAAUGGUAAUUUCACUAAUCCCGGGUUGAUGAUACCUCCGAAUCAACCACAUAUUAUACCCGGUUUCAACAACCCCGUUAUACCUCAGCCAACCAACGGCAAUGCUCUAACCGCAGAUGAUAUCGCCUUAUAUGAUCGCCAACUGCGAUUAUGGGGCAUGGAAGCGCAACAAAAGAUACAGAGCGCCAAUGUUGUUCUGAUCACUAUGAAGGCUCUCGCCAACGAGAUUGCCAAAAACCUAGUCCUAGCUGGUAUCGGCUCUUUAACCGUUGUCGAUGAUCAAGUAGUCACCGAGGCCGAUCUUGGAUCGCAAUUCUUCCUCACCGAGGAAAACGUCGGUCAAAACCGAGCUGAAGCCGCCGUCGGUAGAAUCCAGAAGCUGAAUCCCCGAGUCAAGGUCAUCGCGGAUUCUGGGAGCAUUAUGACCAAGGGCGCAUCGUUUUUCGGCGGUUUCGAUAUCGUCAUCGCAACGGAUCUUAGCCCUACAGUACUCGCCUUCAUCAACACCGCCACUCGUCUCCAUAACCGCCAGUUUUAUGCUGCUGGCACUUAUGGCUUCUACGGUUACAUAUUCUGCGACCUAAUCGAGCACGAUUACGUCCUUCAGCGAGACAAGCCCAAUGUACCCACGGCUGUAGGACCGGAGACCCGGACUCGCAGCGUUAUUAAAGUGGAAAGCGAAAAGGAAGGCGGUAAAACUAUCGAGAAGGUGCAAAAGCGCGAAUUAUACUCUACCUGGGAUCUCGCGUCCGAGACGAGCUUACUGCCUCCCGAGUACCUGAAAUCCAAACGCCGCCUCAAAGCCGUCUCCCCAGCCCUAUCCUGUCUGCGCGCUUUAUGGGCCUUCCAACAAACCCACAACGACCGCUUCCCUGAGCACAACAAGCAGGACCUAGAAGCCUUCACCAGGUCCGCCACGCAUAGCCACCAAUUACUGUCUCUCCCCACCGAGACCCUCCGCUCCGAGUUCCUGCGCAGUUUCCUGCAGAACGUGGGCAGCGAGAUCGCGCCCGUGACCGCGAUCCUGGGUGGCCAGCUCGCGCAGGACGUCAUCAACGUCCGCGGGCAGCGCCAGCAGCCUAUCCAGAACAUGGUCGUGUUCGACGGCGACAAGAUGGAGGCCGAGAUGUAUCCGCUCCAUCCCGAGGGCAAUCUCGGUAGGGCGCAGCUCGAACUAUCGACGGCGCCCGGAAUGAUGCCGCUUGGUCACCUCGAUGCUUCGCAGAUGCUUCCCAUGGACCCGGCGGCUAUGAUGAUGGUACCUGCACCUGGCGUGUGACGGGGUAGAUGACGUGUAGGUGAAAUCUACGCAAUAGGGGCGAGGCGAGGUUUCCUUGCGUUUGGACACAGUAGGGGCGGUCGAAUCCCGCGCGUUUUUCAGAGUUGGCAUAGCAGAUUUUCUUUACGCUUUCCGGAUUCCAGCUGAUGAUCCGGUUCGAUUAUUUCCAUUUAUCUGCCUGGGAAUUAGCAGGCGGAUUUCCGAUAAGAUAUUCAUCU